This is a messenger RNA of Talaromyces stipitatus ATCC 10500, 399 nucleotides long. Its product is annotated as cupin domain protein. The coding region runs from base 1 to 399 and encodes 132 amino acids. The transcript is spliced from 2 exons. The record is from RefSeq and is a predicted model, not a curated record. NCBI's taxonomy places the organism in Eukaryota, Fungi, Ascomycota, Eurotiomycetes, Eurotiales, Trichocomaceae.
AUGGAAGAGCCAACCUACGAUCCGAAUCGUCCCAUGCCAACCAUCAAAGUUGUCUACUCGUACAAACUCACCAACUGCCCUGGAAAGACAAUCGUUGGCCUGCGCGUAGAGUUUCUUCCAAAUGGAUCAACUCCUCCUCAUCGACACGGCGGCGCCUCAGUCUCGGCCUACGUCGUGGACGGCACUCUUCUGAACAAAAUGAACGACGACCCGAUGAAGGUGAUCCAGGCAGGGGGUUCGUGGUAUGAAGCCCCCGGUUGCCAUCACCGUAUCAGCGACAAUGCUAGUCCUACGAAGCCAGCCACGCUGAUGGCUGUUUUGAUCUUGGAUUCGGAGGUAUAUGAGCGUGAGGGAAUGGGGGCAUUGAUUCAGAUCGACGAGAAGUAUAGACGCAUUUAG